UACCAAGCGACAGCACCUCUCAGCCUACCAGGACAAGCCAGCUGUUGCUUCACGCACCUCAUACUUGCUGUAGAAAUGUCCGCCAAGGCACUCUUCCUCUCCGUACUGGUGGCUCUGGUUGGCCUUGGAGCAGCGGCCAUCGAGAAGAAGGCAGCUGAAGAGGACGGGCGACUCUUCUUCACGGGAUUGACAGGGACUGAUGACGGCCAGAACAUCACUCUUGGCGGCAACGCUCUGAUCUUCCUCGGGCUGGUCCUGACGACGCUCAUUGCAGCAGUCAUUGUCCUCGGAGUCCUGCUCGGCGUCGGCCCCUCACUGUUCAAGCGCUUCGAUGACGACUACGGUUACUCCAGCCCCUCAUACUAUUCCUCCUAUUCUGGCCCAAACUCCCGGGAAAGCUCUUACGCCGUUCACCGCACGCUGGAGGACGCCGCCAGAAAGUUCGAAGAGUAACUUUUGUGAUGCUACCCAAGACCACAGCAGCCCAGUACUCCACCUCACUCCACCAAUGACACCUCCGCCCCUCGGCUCUGCUCUCAUGAACGUGGGAAGGAGGCAAAGAGUGUGUGAGUGAGGGUAAGGAGUGCGUGAGUGAGUGAGUGAGUGAGUGAGUGAGUGAGUGAGGACAGUGACGCUAACGAGAUUCUAUUAGUGUGAUUCAGUUUUCCUCAGGACUCCUCAACAAGUGACAACCUCAACCACUGACUUGAAAAUGUUGCUGAACGUAAGACUCAAUAUUGACUAAUCGACUUAUCACCUUCUUCUGCACAUAUUUUACUUUUAGUCCCUUUUCUUAUUAGUUUUACGGCUUACUCUUGCUUACAAUUCGGAAAAAAAGAAAAUAAGUGUAAGGAUCACCCUCUACACUAUACCACUUGAGUCUCAUGAGGGCAAUUCUUUCAUAUCUCGUCACCCAUGGUCAAGUGUCCACAGCUUCACUCACACAUCACAUUCAUAUACACGUUUGCAUAUCCAUUGUGAACACGACGCGACUGACUUAAACUCGACAUUCCACUGGACGACUUAAUGAAAAAGCGAUUUAAAUAACUUAUCAUAUUUCCUCUUUAACCUCUUCUUGACACAUUCGCACCACAUUCACCUUGAUAGCACAUUUCACAUCCUGCCGCGACAAACACUCAUUCCACUCGGCUUCUCAUUAUUUCCACCACCGUUUCCACUCAAUCGGCUUCACGACACACCACUGCGGGCAUUAUGAACUUAGCUUAAUAUGACGUGACUCGGCCUGGUAUCCUUCUUCAAUAGGGAUGCAGUGCUAUAGUGAGGUACGAAUUUCAGCACAUCUCAUCAACGUACGACCUUGUUCCUUAUAAAUAUUACGAACUCAUGACCUUACUGACGAAUAACUGAAUGACUCGUGACUGACGCAUAACGAACAAGAAAGGACUUACUUGACGGAAUUACGGGAAAACUUAACACGUGACUGACGCACCAAGACAGCUCCUUGUAACACACCCAUAAGCCCUCCUCGACGCAGCACCGGAACUAUGACGACGCACGUAACUUUAAUCGAAGAAAACUGACCCCUCUCUUCACUCACCUGCUUAUCUCACCUGUACAAAUAAUGACACACACGCACACACACACACAAACACACACACACACACACACACACACACACACACACACACACACACACACACACACACACACACACACACACACACACACACACUACAUAAGGUGAGACAAAGCAAUAUACCUUAAAAAAAUACCUUUGUCCCUCACUCACUCAGUUAAUUUAUUUAUAUUUAUUAUUGUAAAUUUAUACGUAGAAGGUGAACACUUUUUUUCCUUUAAUACAAAUACUAUAUAUGUGAAAUACUAUACCAAAAAUGUUUGUAUGUCUGAUUUAUUUAAGAGUUGCUCAUUAAUUUAUUGAGUUGUUACCUCACUUGUUAUCUAUGCAAUGUUUUGGUUAAUGCUGUAAUUCGUUACGUUUUAAUAAUAAUAUUACUCAAAAA
Molecule: messenger RNA, 1982 nt
Organism: Portunus trituberculatus (swimming crab)
Lineage: Eukaryota; Metazoa; Arthropoda; Malacostraca; Decapoda; Portunidae
Exons: 3
Coding region: 76-453 (125 amino acids)
Source: RefSeq, a predicted model, not a curated record